UCAUACGGCAAAGAAUCCACAUCCUUGUAACCACUACAAAUCACAAAACCAUUUCCCUCCUCAUUGAAAAUUCAUCUCAUUUUUUUCAAAUGCACAAAACACUAAUAACCAGAAAAAAAAAAAGAAAUAACUCUCAAAAAUCCAAAUGAAAACAUCAACAAUACUUUCAUUUCACUAUCUUCUAACAAUUUUUCUCAUCAUUCUAAACCAUACAAAUUCUCAAUCUCAUCAAAAUCUUCAUGAUCAAGAACAUGAAAUCUUAAUGAAAAUAAAACAACACCUUGAAAAUCCACCAAACCUUAGUCAUUGGACAAAAACAAACACCUCUCAUUGUUCUUGGCUAGAAAUCAGUUGCACCAAAGGUUCUGUCACAGGGUUGACUUUAUUCAACUACAACAUAAAUGAAACAAUACCCUCUUUCAUAUGUGACCUUAAAAAUCUCACACAUGUUGAUUUCAACAACAAUUACAUUCCUGGGAUGUUUCCAACAUAUCUAUACAAUUGUUCAAAAUUGGAAUAUCUUGAUUUGUCAAUGAACAAUUUUGUUGGAAAUAUUCCUAAUGAUAUUUUCAAAUUAUCUAAUUUGAAUUAUCUUAAUCUUAGUUACACUAAUUUCACUGAUGAUAUUCCUUCUAGUAUUGGAAGAUUGAAGAAUUUGAGAUAUCUUGCACUUCAAGUUUGUCUUUUUAAUGGAACUUUCCCUGAUGAGAUUGGAAACUUGUUGAAUCUUGAAACAUUGGAUUUGUCGUCGAAUAAUUUGUUUAAGAGUUCUAAGUUGCCAUUGAAUUGGACCAAGUUGAGGAAAUUGAAGGUUUUUUAUAUGUAUGACUGCAACCUGUUUGGUGAAAUGCCUGAACCAAUGGGAAAUAUGGUUUCUUUGGAGGAUUUAGAUAUUUCACAAAAUAGUUUAACUGGGAAAAUUCCUAGUGGUUUGUUCAUGCUGAAGAAUCUCAGUAGAUUGUUACUUUGGGAAAAUAGUCUAUCUGGAGAGAUACCAAGUGUGGUUGAAGCAUUAAAUUUGACAAUCAUUGAUCUUGCAGAGAAUAAUCUUACUGGAAAAAUACCAGAUGAUUUUGGAAAGCUUCAAAAGUUAACAGGUUUGUCUUUGGCUGCGAAUAAUUUGUCAGGAGAGAUACCACAAAGCAUAGGUCGUCUUCCGUCUCUGAUUGAUUUCAAAAUCCUCAUGAACAACUUGUCAGGUACACUUCCUCCUGAUUUUGGACUUUACUCAAAGCUACAAACUUUCCAUAUUGCAUCAAACAGUUUUAGAGGGAAGCUACCAGAGAAUUUGUGCUAUCAUGGAGAGUUACUUAAUUUAACUGUUUAUGAAAAUCAUUUAAGUGGUGAGUUACCAGAAUCACUUGGAAAUUGUAGUAGCUUGUUGGAGGUAAAAAUUUACAAUAAUGAGUUUUAUGGUAAAAUUCCUGAUGGUCUUUGGAGAGCUGAAAAUUUGUUGUUUUUCAUGAUAAGCCAUAAUAAGUUUAUUGGUGAGCUUCCUCAAAAAUUGGCAUCAGGUAUUUCAAUUUUUGAUAUAAGUUACAAUCAGUUUUAUGGUGGAAUUCCAAGUGGAGUAUCGUCAUGGACUAAUGUGGUUGAGUUUAUAGCAAGCAAGAAUUAUCUUAAUGGAAGUAUUCCUCAAGAGUUAACAAAUCUUUCAAAACUACAAAAAUUGUUGCUUGAUCAGAAUCAGCUAAAAGGGUUACUUCCAUUUGAUGCAAUAUCAUGGAAUUCAUUAGUGACACUAAAUUUGAGCCAAAAUCAACUCAAUGGACAAAUUCCCGUUUCAAUUGGUCAUUUAAAGUCACUUAAUGUUCUUGAUCUAUCGGAAAAUCAAUUCUCUGGCGAAAUACCUUCUAUACUUCCUAGAAUCACAGAUCUCAAUCUAUCAUCCAACCAUUUGACAGGUAGAGUUCCUAGUGAAUUUGAAAAUUCAGCUUAUGAUAGAAGCUUUUUGAACAAUUCUGGUUUAUGUGCUGAUACACCAGAAUUGAACCUUACCUUAUGCAAUUCUAAUUCCAAUCAUCAAAGUCAAAGCAAAGAUUCAUCUUUAUCUCCAAUUUUGAUUGUAAUCUUGGUGAUAGUUUCCAUCUUAGUGGCUUCUGUGAUAUUAUUCUUGAUUAUCAAACUUUACAGUAAAAGAAAACAAGGAUUUGAUAACUCAUGGAAACUCACUUCAUUUCAAAGACUAAAUUUCACAGAAUCCGACAUAGUAUCAUCAAUGACAGAACAUAAUAUUAUUGGAAGUGGUGGAUAUGGAACUGUUUAUAGAGUUGAUAUUGAUGGAUUAGGAUAUGUAGCUGUGAAAAAGAUUUGGGAAAACCGAAAACUAGACAAUAAUCUUGAGAAAUCAUUUCACACUGAGGUUAAAAUAUUGAGUAGCAUUCGACAUCGAAACAUUGUGAAGUUGUUGUGUUGUAUAUCUAAUGAUGAUACAAUGUUACUUGUUUACGAGUAUGUCGAAAACCGGAGUCUUGAUAGAUGGUUGCAGAAGAAGACUGUUAAGUCUUCUUCAACUUUGUUGUCAAGUUCAAUUCAUCAUGCUGUUCUUGAUUGGCCAAAGAGAUUGCAAAUAGCUAUUGGUGUAGCUCAAGGUUUGAGCUACAUGCAUCAUGAAUGUUCACCACCUGUUGUUCAUCGAGAUGUGAAGACAAGUAACAUUCUUUUGGAUGCUCAGUUUAAUGCAAAAGUUGCUGAUUUUGGUUUGGCUAGGAUGUUGAUCAAUCCAGAGGAACUUGCUACCAUGUCAGCUGUGAUUGGUUCUUUUGGCUAUAUGGCUCCAGAAUAUGUUCAAACAACAAAAGUUAGUGAAAAGAUUGAUGUCUACAGCUAUGGUGUUAUCCUAUUGGAACUGACAACUGGUAAAGAAGCUAACUAUGGUGAUGAGUAUUCAUCUCUUGCAGAGUGGUCUUGGCGCCACAUUCGAGCAGGAAGCAAUAUAGAAGAGUUGCUUGACAAAGAAGUAAUGGAACCAAUUCACUUAGAUGGAAUGUGCAAAGUUUUCAAACUUGGUGUGAUGUGUACUUCAACACUUCCAUCAAGUAGACCUUCCAUGAAAGAGGUUUUGGAAGUAUUGAUCAAUUGUGGUGAUUUGUUUGGUUAUGGAGAGAGGAAUAUUGGACAUAAUAUUGAUGCUGUUCCACUUCUUAGGAAUUCUAAAAGAGAGAGUAAAUUGGAUAUUGAUAAUAAUAACUAGCUAGAUUAACUUGUAACCCAAGUAAGUUUCAGAGGUAGUUAAUAUUAAUUGUAUAGAAUAUUAAAGUUAGAUUUUUUCUAGUUACACACCUAUUUUCCACGUCACACCCAUCAAACACAAUAUAUAGAUAAUACUUUUUUGUUUUUACAUAGUAUAUAUAGAUAAUACUUAAAUACCCUUAGUUUCAUAUUUAUUUUGUCAAACACAUUGUAUAUCUUCCAUUAACAUUUCAUUAUACAUGUAAGUUACAGUUUUACCCAUUCCACUAGUUUUUUAUUUUGUUCAUAC
Molecule: messenger RNA, 3481 nt
Organism: Trifolium pratense (red clover)
Lineage: Eukaryota; Viridiplantae; Streptophyta; Magnoliopsida; Fabales; Fabaceae
Product: receptor-like protein kinase HSL1
Exons: 3
Coding region: 146-3193 (1015 amino acids)
Biological process (GO): protein phosphorylation
Molecular function (GO): protein binding; protein kinase activity; ATP binding
Source: RefSeq, a predicted model, not a curated record